This is a messenger RNA of Cylindrotheca closterium, 1218 nucleotides long. The record is from the annotation of a GenBank genome assembly. NCBI's taxonomy places the organism in Eukaryota, Bacillariophyta, Bacillariophyceae, Bacillariales, Bacillariaceae.
AUGGCGGUUGAUUGGCUCCUUGAGCAAUGGUUCCCAAACAUUUUGACUGGCCCCAAGGUGCGGAUUGCUUGCGAUGGCCUCUCUGCUAUUGAGCUGGCUUUCAAAGAUCGUCCCCUGUCUCCAACUGAUGCCCAGUUUGACCUGGUAUCGUCCAUUCGGGAAGCUAUCCUUCGGUCCUCGGUGGAUUGGGCGCCCCAACACGCGUAUGGACACCUAGACAAGUCCAAUCUCUUUGACAAACGUUCUUGGUGGGAGAAACGGAACCUUGAGGUGGAUGGAAUGGCGAUUGAGUACCCAGACACCAAACAGUCACGCCUUGAUCCCCAGUUCAUCCAAGAGUGUGUGACUCUUCCGGCCCUACGCUUUCGCUGGAGGGACAAAGGUACUAUCUCCGCUGAAGCCGAGUCUGAGAUUGCCUGGGACACAAUGGGCCGCGCCAUGCAAUCUCUUCCUGCAGGACUACAAAGGUGGUCUACUAAACAUUGUGUGGGCAUGUGCGGCACAGGCAAAUUUAAAGUUCUAUGGGGUCUGGAGACAUCAGCAGCUUGCCCAUGCUGCGGCGACUUCGAGGAUCAUCUGCAUGUUCCCCGCUGCCGCGCUGCUUCGGCAACAGCUGAAUGGGAUCGUCGCACUGCAGCCUUCUCCGCGUGGCUAGACCUGCAACUGACGGGCCCUUCCAUCAAAAUAGCGAUCCUACAGCUUCUUCAGGGCGUUCGCACACCUCCUUCAUUUCCCCCAAGGCCCAUCUCCUCUUCGGUUCGGCCGGCCUUCUUGGCUCAGCAGGUGAUUGGGUCUCAAGGCCUUUUGGAGGGACGCAUCGCCUCGUCUUGGCUUCCACUCCAACAACAAUAUUAUGACAAGAUAAGAUGUCGACAAUCUGUCUCUCUUUGGGCGUCCCGCCUCUCACAACAGCUGAUCUCCAUCGGCUUCUACAUGUGGGAGCAAUGGAACCCCGUUCAACAUUCGGAUGAUAACGUUCAAUUACGUGAACGUCACAGUGCUGUCAAUGAGGGGAUUCACUCCCAGUUUGAUAUGGGCCCCGAUGACUUGCCUAAGGAAAUUCAACCAAUGCUAACAUGCCCUUGCCGAGUCCUUCGCAAGUUAUUGGUAGACAAGGAAGAGUGGCUUAAGUUGCUUUGUCAGGAACGCAGAUAUUUCCGUCGCUCCAUGAAAGCACAACGCCGCAGUCUGCGGACUAUUUUCUCCCCUGGACCCUGA